Molecule: messenger RNA, 883 nt
Organism: Olea europaea var. sylvestris
Lineage: Eukaryota; Viridiplantae; Streptophyta; Magnoliopsida; Lamiales; Oleaceae
Exons: 2
Coding region: 121-744 (207 amino acids)
Source: RefSeq, a predicted model, not a curated record
UGGAGUCUGAGGAAGCAGUAGAGCUAACUGUGAACUCUCUUUUUGUUGAGUGGAAAUUAAAGUGAUUGAAUUAUCGAGAUUGACAGAUCAACCACUCUUGUCUUUUCCAAAUUAGUUCAAAUGAUGAUGGGGAUGACGAGCAAUCCUUCUUCGAGGAGUGAUGAUGAUCAGAUGAAUCAUGAAAUUAUGGUGGAUCAACCACUGUCCACUAACUCUACCUUAUCGAUCGAUAGCUUCGACUACAAUUAUUACGCUGAUGAAGAAUAUUUAUCCGAGAGAAGAAGGAAUAUUAGCACAAAGUGGGUGGAUUUCCAGUCGUAUUACUCGCUGCCAGCAACACCUACGGCCAGCGAUGACGAUGCUUACUAUGAAAACCCGAUUGUGCCAGUAGAAAAUGAUAUUACCACUCCAAGUAAUGGACGGAGAAGAAGGGGAAGAUGCAGACCCGGUACCGCGACUACUAUUAGUCGAUCAUGUGGAAAUACUGACGAAGAGAACGAGACACGAGGAGGAGAUUUGGUGGUGAUAACGAGGCCGAAAGGAGGGAGAAAGCCGAUAUGCAUGGACUUGGACGAAGUGAAGGCCUGUAGAGAUCUUGGCUUCGAACUGGAACAUGAUCCCCGCUUCUUCAAUACCAUGCCUAAUUUCUCCGCCACAAGCAACCCUGGUGAUGUCAAAGCACGACUCAAGAUUUGGGCCCAGGCAGUUGCGCUUGCAUCUUCUACGUCACGUCUCGGCUGCUAGUGCUAGUCUGCAGUCAUAUACCUGUGUCCCCUUCCCUUGUCCAUCAUUUUGUACUGACGUUUUUUUUUUCUCUUUUUUCAUACGAAAGUAAUUUUCUCACUUGUUUGUAAUGUAUAUAUCCAACUUCAUUUCUUUUAUA